Vitis riparia (riverbank grape) is the source of this 962-nucleotide messenger RNA. RefSeq lists its product as uncharacterized. The transcript has 6 exons. Bases 114 to 962 code for a protein of 282 amino acids. NCBI's taxonomy places the organism in Eukaryota, Viridiplantae, Streptophyta, Magnoliopsida, Vitales, Vitaceae. The record is from RefSeq and is a predicted model, not a curated record.
UAUAAUCGCGGUUAUUCUACCACGAGCAUAUAUCGUUCGAAGAGAAAUUUCUACCGCUAUAUACUCGACCUUCUGCUCGGAUUAUUGCUUGGGGAGAUGAUGAAGUGCUGGAUAUGAAACAAAGAUUGAAAAAACUCGGUGGCUAUGCAAAUGACAAUGUCAAAAUAUGGGUGAUACAAAAUGAGAUAAGAGAUUGCGUGGAUGGAAAUGCGAUGACAAUAGAGGGUGAGAAUGAGGAGGAUGAAAAAUUUGAAAUCAAUCCAAACAAAGAUGUUAUUAAACGAGUUGAUGGUGGGAGCUUAAUGGAGAUAAAUAAAACCUUUCAACAAUUAAAGACACAUCUAAUUGAUUUGUCUCAUGGUGCAAGUAGUAGUAGUUGUGAAAAAGUUUUUACUGAAUUUGAGGAGAAAUAUACUACAUUGAAAGAUCUCUUUCUUGGGUCAAGUGAAAAAUCUUUGAGAAUGCACGAGGAGGGAAUGAAGAAUCACAUUCUCUCAUGCGAGAGAAGUUUGAAAGAUGAGGAUAAUAAGAAAGGAAAUGAACAUUAUGUUCACACUUUGUUAAUUGACAAGUUAUGCACUGAGGAUUUGAAUGGAAAGAAUGAAGAUGCAUGUGCUAUAUCAAUUGAAGUGCAUAUCAUUCCGGACAAAAAUGUAGAUAUUUUACCAUUUCCAAUCAAAAGAACUAGAAGAGAUUAUGGAAAGGAACCAUUACGAGCACUAUGUGGUUUUCCCGAGCAUGUCAUGAAAACACGUAGAAAGGAAACCAAGCAAAUUCAAGGUUUCCCCCUUUGUAUACAAUUUAAGGAAGAUGGGAAAGCGUCAAGUAUUAGAGACGUGGUGGAUGCUCAAUCAUUCAAUGUACUUCAAUCUCUUGUUGCUGAUUAUGAUUUCAAUAAAGCAUUGUCAAAAAGAUUUUGGAUUCAUUGCGAUCAAGGAGUCGAGACGAAUUCCGGUUUAUGA